Messenger RNA from Magnolia sinica, 2901 nucleotides. RefSeq lists its product as uncharacterized. The transcript is spliced from 4 exons. Bases 641 to 2332 code for a protein of 563 amino acids. Lineage: Eukaryota; Viridiplantae; Streptophyta; Magnoliopsida; Magnoliales; Magnoliaceae. The record is from RefSeq and is a predicted model, not a curated record.
AGGCUUCCUAAGAGCAAGACAAAGGAAAGAAUAGUUAGGGGCAGUUAGUUCAAGUGGGCCCCUCUCCACCCCAUCUAACCUAGGGAUGCUCAAAAAAGCCUUGUGAUGAGAAGAGAUCCUGACCGUUGGAUGGGGUGGCGUAGGAUUCUCGAGUUGAGUACACGUGCUGCCAUCUUUCCUUUCCUCAUUCUAUCUUUGCUUCCAUGCAUGGAUUUCUCCUCCCAAUCUUAGCGAAAGGGGAGAGAGAGGAGAGAAGAGAGAGAGAGUCUCUACCUUACUUUUCUUAUAACCCAUCCGGUGGAAUUUUUUUAUUUCUUCUUUUCAUUUCAUCUCCACGAUAGCAUGAUUUCAAUAUCUUGAGAUCUACUUCUUGGACGAGAAACCCAAGAAAUCCGAGAUGGUUCUUCUCAGAUUUGUUAGAGCUUCAAAGAAAUCCAAUGAUCUGAUUGGCUAGAGCUCUUUACUUGGAUUUCUGAUCUGCGUUUUGCUCUGUUUCUUUUUUAGUACUUGGAUUUCUGCUGGUGGAAGAAGAUCAAGAACAGAUCGUUUCUUACAGGUUUCCUCAUCCGAUUCGAAGCUUUGUUUGGUUUUUUCAUCGGAUUUUGCUUUGGUUCUCCUAAGAUUUUUGAAUUUUUCAUCAAUGGAGAUGGAUCAAGAACAGAGGCAUUGCUGCAAGUUCUGCAAGAAGAAGUUUCCAUGUGGGAGGUCUUUGGGUGGUCACAUGAGGUCCCACAUGACCAUGAAUUCAGCUGAAGCAGAUGAGCUGCUACAGAGGAGGAAGAAAGCUCCUGCUGAUGGUGGGGCCGACAGCAGCUCUGCCGGUGUUGAAGGUGGGGCCCAUGUCGGCUACGGCCUGAGAGAGAACCCCAAGAAGACAUGGCGGAUGUCUGACUCGAUCGAUGGCGGUUUCCGGCGUGGGAAGGUCUGUAAGGAAUGCGGUAAAGGUUUCCAGUCCUGGAAGGCUCUCUUUGGUCACAUGAGAUGCCACACAGCAGAGAGGCUUCAUCAUCCCCGCCGGGCUGAUGAAGAGGAUUCUUGGAGUGGAGGUGGGACCCACAAGGCGGUCUUUGACAGCCAGUCGGAUAACGAUGGCGGGCCACUGCCAAGGAAGAGAAAGAGGAAGAGGAGAUUGAGAAGAGCAAAGUACGGUACGGUGUCGUCUUCUGUUUCUGAGGUGGAGCAAGAACAGGAAGAUGUAGCUAUCUGUUUGAUGAUGCUCUCAAGGGAUGUCUGGUCUUGGGGUGAAUUGAACUCAGUUGCCGAGUCGUCCGACAACAUUUCUGUGGGUUUAGAGGUCCGGUCGUCGGAGGCAGGUAAGGGAAUUAUCGAAAAGGAUGGGGAUAUUGUCUGUGACGAUGACAAGAUGGAGAAGAUGAAGAAACCAAGAGACAAGGAACAACCCAAUGAUGUUUCUGAUACAGAGAGUGCUGAGUUUGAGAGAAAGGGAUCUGAAUCAAUCAGCAUUUUGGGAUCUGGGUUUUCAAGGAAUCGGGCAAAGAAGGCCGAAUCGGACAUCUCUGAUGAACGGUCUGAUGCUGAAUUAUCAGGCCAGAGGGCCAGAUUUGAAGUCUUGGAUGAGGAAUUAGGGAAGGAUCACUUUAAGAAAGACAGGCAUGAGUAUUCUGAUUUUGAACUGAAGAGAGCUUCUUGCAACAGGAAUCGGUUGAAUGGUGCAGUAACUGAACUUGGUAAGGAUCCAUGUAAGGAAAAUAGGUCCGGUCAAUGUGAUUUGGAUUCUGGGAAGUGUAAUCCAAGCAAGAGAGCUAGAUAUGAUACUUAUGAUGCUGAAAUGAGCCGGAAUUCCUAUAAGAAGAGCAGAUUCGAGUGCACGACCUGCAACAAGAUUUUCCACUCUUACCAGGCUCUUGGAGGUCACAGGGCUAGCCACAAGAGGGUCAAAGGCUGCUUUGCUUCAAAGAUCGAAAGCAGCGAAAACAGUAUCGAGACCAAUGCCUCACCCAAUCAGAUGGCCGAUGUCAAACUCAAGUCCUGCAGAAUUGAGAACAUGACUGACAGGGGUGGGGGUGGUGAGACCAGCUACAGGCCUAAGAAGAUCAAGGGUCACGAGUGCCCAAUCUGUCUCAAGGUUUUUGCUUCAGGCCAGGCUUUGGGUGGCCACAAGAGGUCCCACAUGAUGGGGAGUUCAGAUGCCAGACCUGAUGCUUGCCAGACCAUUGUAAUUCAGCAACAUCUGCCUGAGAUUCCUGAUAUGCUUGAUCUCAAUCUCCCUGCUCCAAUCGAUGAGGAUAGCAUUGGCCAUGUUGGGUUCAACUCAUGGUGGCCUGGAGGCAACCACAAGCACGAGCCAAUGGUGGGCCUGAUCUCCAAUUGAGAUGCCGACGUCAGUCAUGGUCCCGACGAUGGAGCAAGAGUGUACAGACAGACAGUUGAUGGAUAUUAUUCAUUGAUUCUUUACGGAUUUGCAUUUGCCUGCAAGAUUACUAUCUUUGGAUAUUUACUGCAAGAAAAAGCUAGCUAAGGUGUAUGUGAUAUCUUACAAGGAAUUAUAGGGUCCUACUGCAUCAGAUGAUGAAUCAAGCAAAUUAGGGGCAAGUGGAGCCAUGGUUUGGUGAUUGUGUUGGAUCAAUUGUCACAAGACCCUUUUGAUCCUAGCUGUUCGUGUAGGAGAUCCCAGGUUUUGAGGAGUCUUGGGAUGUUACUACUACCUCAAUUGACUCAGUUUUCAUUCUGUAAAAGUGGGGUCCAUGGUUCAGUAAUCUGGACCGUUGCAUUGAUACAACCUGGAUGGGUCGUAUCCCAAAGAUCUCUCAGACUGAAAGAUCCUACCCUCAAACCUUGAGUAUAUUUUUUUAUCACCUGAAUUGGAUCAGCCUCUGUAUUUCUUUUCUUAAACGUCAAUCUGCAGGGUGGAAAUUGAAAGGAUAUGAUUGUCCUAUCAAA